AUGGUAUUAUGUAGCGUUGGCUCCAGCACCAGCACCAGCAGCACCAGCGUGGCCGCCACAGAGAUCGCCUCGCCUGUUGACGGCCUGCGGGGCCUCUACCCAGCAUCUACACCCUUCAAGACCGGCAUGCUGCGGGUCUCAGACCUCCACACGAUCUACUACGAGGUGCACGGCAACCCGAAGGGCGCGCCCGCUCUGUUCCUCCACGGCGGCCCGGGCGCCGGCUGCUACGCCAGCCACGCGCGGUUCUUCGACCCGAGCCACUACAUGAUCGUCCUGGUGAGCCCCCCCCCCCCAAAAAGUGACGGCAUACUGUCACAAGGGAAUCACCUCACCAAGGUUGAGUUUUAG
Monoraphidium neglectum is the source of this 351-nucleotide messenger RNA. Its product is annotated as putative proline iminopeptidase. Bases 1 to 351 code for a protein of 116 amino acids. Gene Ontology annotation, biological process: proteolysis. Gene Ontology annotation, molecular function: aminopeptidase activity. The record is from RefSeq and is a predicted model, not a curated record. The transcript is spliced from 2 exons. Lineage: Eukaryota; Viridiplantae; Chlorophyta; Chlorophyceae; Sphaeropleales; Selenastraceae. Gene Ontology annotation, cellular component: cytoplasm.